Lutzomyia longipalpis is the source of this 3993-nucleotide messenger RNA. RefSeq names its product phosphofurin acidic cluster sorting protein 2 (gene KrT95D). Gene Ontology annotation, biological process: protein localization to plasma membrane. Bases 612 to 3593 code for a protein of 993 amino acids. NCBI's taxonomy places the organism in Eukaryota, Metazoa, Arthropoda, Insecta, Diptera, Psychodidae. The record is from RefSeq and is a predicted model, not a curated record. The transcript has 10 exons.
GGGCAAAUGGCAUACCCAGAAAAUUUGAGGUGUCAGUCUCGUUCGGUCAGACAAAGGGAUUAAUUCGUAAAAUUGCUCCAGUGAAAUAGUGAAUUUAGGUGAUAAAGAAAGGAUAUUUCAUUCAGAGAUUGUUGUGAAGUGGUUCGUUUGAGUUUUGUGAGUGUAUUAUUGUGCAGGAAAAAGAGGAAACCCAUAAAUUACCUCCACUAUCAGUGAGUUUCUGGAGCUUCUGGAGCGUCCCUAAAAAUUUACAUCACGACACUAUUUUGCUUUUGUCUCUGAUCUGGAGGCCUGUGGAUUUUCCACGGAAUCUCUCUUCUUAUUGGACUAAUCGAUUUAAUUCACUGAUGACGAGUUUGCCAGAGAAAUCGUGAACACAGAUGUCCCACAAAUUGCCACAACGAGAUGACUGAUAAAACUGAAAGGAAUAGUACAAAGUUAAACCUGGAAGCGCAGAGAUUGUCCGCUUUCGAUUUUCUAUUCCCUAAAGGAGACCUUCAGUACCAUUCCGGAAUAAGAUCACUUUCAAAAGGCUGAAGAGAGUCCAUAAUUUUGUGCACAAAUAAAUCAACUUUUGCGUAUCAUCCGGGAAAAAUACUAAAGGUGCAAACAUGACGGAGAAAACCACGAGAUUUGAGAAGAUGUCCAACUUCACCAAGCCCGUACCCAUGAAGUUGUUCGCGGCGUGGGAAGUGGACAGAACACCACCGAAUUGUAUACCAAGAUUAUGCUCCUUGACAAUAACACGUUUGUCACUCCUGUCACCACUUCCAGUGGAUCUGUCCUCUGUAUCACUUGCCGUGAAGAUGCAAAGCUCAAAGAGGACACUGAGAUCCCAUGAGAUUCCCGUGCCACAGUCCGUGUUGACGGCAAAUGCAAGUGGUGCUGUCCUCAGUAGUCCACCACUCCUUGAGACGGAGUUGGAUUUGAAUUUUAGUCUUCAGUAUCCACAUUUCAUAAAGCGCGACGGGAAUCGCUUGUUGAUUCUGCUGCAGCGUCGCAAAAAGUACAAGACACGCACAAUUUUGGGGUAUAAAACCCUUGCAGAGGGGGUGAUUCGUAUGGAUGCGGUGCUGCAGAAAUCAAUGGAUAUGACGGUGGAAUUGAAUGCCACGGGAAAGGGUAGUCGCCCCGGUGUGACACUGGCCACACUCCGAGCAGACAGAGUUUCUUCCAUUCCUGUUGAUCAUGACAAUAAGAAUAACAAUAGUGUAUUACUGACGGAUCGUGUGAAUGAAUACUCCGAUGAAGAUGAGGAAGGUGAAUUUAGUUCAGGAGAGGAGAAUGAUGAUCCCGGUGAUGGGGUUUUGACGGGAUAUGAUGCAAAGAGGGGGUAUGCAAAGAGAGGAAGUAAUUACAGAAAAUUGGAGAGAUCGGAAAAUGAUGGGGAAACCGAAGAUGCACCCAUAGGUCAAAAUCCCGGCGAUAGUGACAGUGAAUUCGAAAAUCUUGGCAAGGAUAAGGGAAAUCGUGCCAAAAUGAGUCGUAAAUUAUUUUUAAAUGAAAAACUCCAAAAAUAUGCUCGAAUGGACUUUUUUCGGCCAUCUGCCGGAAAGGCAACACAUUAUGAACAGACAGACAACUUCCCUGAUGCAACAGAGAAAAUUCUACUGCAACGGAACUUUAAACAGAAAAUUGUGGCCCUACUGAAACGCUUCAAAGUUCCCGACGAAUUAGAUGGUGGAGUUUCGCGGCAUACGGGACGCGGUGAACGUGUGCUGGAUGCAUUGUAUCAGGAGCUGGAAUCACUGUCAUGUGGUGAAGGUGAUGAAUCCGGACCCGAUAUGGAUACCGUAUCCGUGGGCUCCACACCUAAACCAUCUCUACGACCUUUCUUCACAAAUUCAAGAACAAUGCUUCAUGAAAAUUUAAUGGGCGACUAUAAAACUGAAAUGAAGAUUCCACUGGAAAAGAGGGACUCCUUGAAUGCAUCGACAUUACCGCUCGAUAAGAAAAAUUCAAUUCCAGGAGCAGCAGAGAAAAGUGGAGAUUGGCGAAAUGAUAGUUCAGGCAAUGAGGGUGGUGCUGGCAAUACAGAUCCAGAGGCACCCAAUUCUGAUCCCCAGAAUACCGGUUCACCACCACGAAGUGGGGACAAAGAGAGUGCAACCGAUCGGCGUAAUCGUCUCUUCCGGGCUGCCAGUAAUCAGCCGUCGAGCUCAAAAAAGAAGCAUUCCCUGAGCCUGGCGUCGGAGCAGUCACAACCAAAGUCUGCUCUCGAUGCGUGUCUCUCACCAACGAAUGUUGAGCCACGUAAAUCACUUCUGGAUCAAGUUGCACGAACUUUUGCCACAGAUGAGGCCAUUCUGCCUGAUGUUGUGUCACUUGUGGGACCACCUGAGGCACAUCAUGUGGCCCUUACGGCACGUCUUGCCCCACUACUGGCAGCCUCCUUUAGACCCACAUUUGCACCCCACAAUACAGCUGAGGUCAGGGCUGUCUUGCAGGCAUUGAUGAAUAAAAUUCAAAAAUACUGCAAUUCCACGGCAAAACCCCCAACAACAAUAAAGGUGCUUCUCUUGGGCGGGGAUUGGCUUCAGGGAGCUGUAUUGCGUCACUAUGUUGAGCUUCUGGGAGUGAGACCACCUGACUGGGUAAAUCACAUUCGCUUCUACAUUGUUCCUAUUGGAAGUAGUGCCAUAUCGCGGUACCUCAGUGCAGUUGAUGCCACUUAUGGGGCACUAUUUGGCACUGAGGCCUGGCAGCAGCUCUGUGAGCGCGCAAUCGGAUCGGAUCCAGCUCAAUCAAAGAUUGAUGUGAUUGAGGUGACAAAUAGAGUGCAGAGGUAUCUCCAUAGUGCUGGGCCAUGCACACAAAUACCCAUUGCUGAAGCUAUGGUCAAUUAUAGAGAGGAGGACUCGUGCCAGAUUUUUGUUCCAUUUAUUAGCGAUGUUAAAUUAGGAUGCCCAGAGGGACCACAGGUGUCUCUGGAUUUGGAUGAGAGCCUGGGAAUAAUUAGUCAGCAAACAUCGAAUGUUUUAUCGAGCUCACCACCACAGAGUGGACGUAUGUCACCGCCAAUGCCGACAACACCGGCAACACCAUCACAACAGCAACAAGAGAAGGCCGAGAAGGCAGAUAAGGUGGAAAAGAUGGAGAAGUUGCAGAUGCAGCAGAUGCAAAUGCAACCAGAAUCGUACGAGUUGCAAAUUGACUAUUGGCCAGUUGCGUCUCGCUAUUCAGACAAUAAAGAGAAGAAGGAAGAUAAAAAGGGGACGGAUCAGGGCAAAAACAGUAUUAAGAGCACAUUUAGGAAUUUACAGGUUUGGCGACUCCCCCAAAAUCCUAUAACCAGUGAACUACCGUACGGGCUGACGUUGAGCUACGCCACAAAGGAGAAGAAACAGAAAAUAAUGCGUUUGGGUAAGAAGAAGGAGAAGGAUCGUGAUAUGGAGAAGGAACUAUGUGUCGAUGGGAUUUCUCGUUUAAUUUGUUCACCAAAACCAUCCCAUCCAGUCCCAUUGCGUGUCUACAUUGAUGGCACCGAGUGGACAGGUGUGAAAUUUUUCCAGCUCUCCUCACUGUGGCAGACGCAUGUGAAGAAUUUUCCAGUUGGCCUCAUUGGUGCUCCAUUGGCUCCGGCUGAAACCUAGUCACUUUCUCGUUGAUUUUCUUCCCCAAAUAAUACCCCCCAUCCAGGCACUGUGUCAUUCUUCACUUCAUCAAUAAGGUAAGAGAAUGAGACAGAUUGCUGAUGGAUGCUAAAUGACUGCUGAAAGAUGAUAAAAUUAUAUACAAGAUUUAUGUAUGAUUUCAAUGUGAUUCCACAAUUGUAAAGCGUGUGGGAAAGGCAAGAUUUGUGGUUGAAGAAAAGAAGGAGAAUAAUUAUUACCUACAUGAACCUUUUUGCAAUUAAAGGAGCUGAAUGUGUUUUUUUUUAUAUAAAAAUUGUAAUAUUUAAUCAAUUUUUGUGAUUUUAGUAGGAUGCAGAAAAUUGUAAAUUGUUGUUCAUUGAUUAAAUAUCGCGAUUAAAUAGGAUGAAUUAAAAUUUCA